Molecule: messenger RNA, 1746 nt
Organism: Xiphophorus maculatus (southern platyfish)
Lineage: Eukaryota; Metazoa; Chordata; Actinopteri; Cyprinodontiformes; Poeciliidae
Gene: lipia
Product: lipase member H-like
Exons: 11
Coding region: 344-1705 (453 amino acids)
Biological process (GO): lipid metabolic process
Molecular function (GO): lipase activity; carboxylic ester hydrolase activity
Source: RefSeq, a predicted model, not a curated record
GUAUUUUAGGUUGUUUACUGUUUUUUUCUUUGAGCGGCUUCGAAUCAUUUUAGCUAAAAGCAAACAACCUAUAAAACCACUCACAGAACCAGUUUAAACCAAAACUGACUUCAUAGGUAUUUUUUCACCUUUGAGCAUAAUAACCCUAGGAAAGGGGAGUGGUUAUCUCUGAGACAAGUUGCCAGGCGGGAGCAUUGCUCUACUAUUCCACCUCUCACUUCCUGGAGUAAAUGCUUUUCAAAUAUAUGGAGAUCAAAACAGAGCAGCACUCUGAACCUCUGGACCUUUGGCACAUCUCUCCAGAGAACACCACAGCUAAAGAUUUCACUUGCUGCAGCUGAACAUGUUUCUGUGGUCUUGUCUGACACCUUUCCUGCUGAUAACAGUUCAACUAUGCAAAGGAUCCCCAACCCAAAGAUGUGAGGAAUUCACAGAUCUAGACUUAUCUCAUGCCAUCAUCGGCACAAGCCUCAGAAUCAGGCUGCUGCUUUACACUAGGGACAAUGACAGGUGUGGUGUGGUCCUGUCCCACACCAACUUGGCAGAGCAUCCCGAGUUUAACAUGUCCAACCCCACCACCUUCAUCAUCCAUGGCUAUCGGCCCACAGGAUCUCCCCCGUUGUGGUUGAGCAACUUCACAAAGUGGCUGUUGGCCAGGCAAGACAUGAAUGUUGUGGUAGUGGACUGGAACUAUGGAGCUACUAAUGUUAAUUAUUUUAAGGUGGUUGAGAAAACAUACAAAGUGGCAGACAACCUCACAGCUUUCAUUAAAAUGAUGCAGGAGCACGGCACUUCUCUAAGUGCGAUUCACAUGAUUGGAGUAAGUCUUGGAGCCCACAUUUCCGGUUUUGUGGGAGCAAAUCUGAACAGUUCAAUCGGAAGAAUAACAGCUCUUGAUCCUGCCGGACCUACGUUCACUGGCAAACCUCCAGAAAUGCGACUGGACCCGACAGAUGCUCAGUUUGUCGACGCGCUGCACACAGACAUUGAUUUUCUGGGCUUCAGGGCACCAUUGGGCCACAUUGAUUUCUAUGCUAAUGGAGGAACAGACCAGCCUGGAUGUCCGAAGACUGUGCUAUCACGUGGCUACUUCAAAUGUGACCACCAGAGGUCUGUGUUGCUUUUCAUGGACACUAUAAAUGAGGCAUGCCCCAGUCCAGCAUUCCCCUGUUCCUCCUAUGAAGAUUUUCUGGAUGGAAGAUGCAUGAGCUGUGACCGCUUUGGUGAAGCUGGUUGUCCUGUCUUUGGCUACGAUGUUAUACGGUGGAAGGAUGUCCUCAAUCAACUGAGCCAAACAAAGUACUACUUUAACACAAAUUCAGACUCUCCAUAUUGCUUGACAAACUACAGAGUAGAUGUGAUGAUUUGGAAUCAGAAGGCACAGAAGGGAUACAUGGAAAUUAAAAUCAAUGACGGUGUCAAUGAGACAGUGGCAAUCAUUGAACAUAAAGCAAUACAGUUCAUGAAGGACACAGAGAUCACAAUGCUUGCUAUGUUUGAUAGAAACAUUCAGUCAGUGAAAAAUGUCUCUCUCAAAUACUACGCUGGAAUGGGGUGUAAUUCCAAACGCAAGCUUCGGGUCCUGAGAAUCCGUUUCACACCCCUGGAUCUCAAAAAGAAGCCUCUUUGUCGUUACGACAUUCUUCUUGUUAAUAAGAAAGAGUUCACAUUCAGGCCUAUUCCAUGUGAAGAAACCCCGUCCUAAAAUCAGGCUGAACCCUCAAUAAAGAACUUUCAUGAGGAAGA